AUAAAUGAAACCUUUCUAGCUGCUAAUGCAGCCUGUGAAUUGCACAAAAAAAAGCAUGUAAUUAAUCAUAGGAGGUUGGGGGGAUUCACUAAGCCGGAGUUACAGGGGAGACGCCGGACAAGGCACUAGGACCUAGAAGGCAUCCAUCCACCCUGGCAGGAAUUUCUUGCUUGGAGCUCAGACAACAAAGGCAUAGAGAGAUUGGUUUUCUUUCUCUCAGCAUCUCCACCCAACCAGCAGAAAACCGGUCUCUGAGGUUUGACCAAAAUAUGGAACUUGAUUUUGGACACUUUGACGAAAGAGAUAAGGCAUCCAGGAACAUGCGUGGCUCCCGGAUGAAUGGGCUGCCUAGCCCCACUCACAGUGCCCACUGUAGCUUCUACCGAACCCGAACCUUGCAGGCACUCAGCAACGAGAAAAAAGCCAAGAAGGUACGUUUCUACCGCAAUGGGGACCGCUACUUCAAGGGGAUUGUGUACGCUGUGUCCUCUGACCGUUUUCGCAGCUUUGAUGCUUUGCUGGCUGACCUGACUCGAUCUCUGUCUGACAACAUCAACCUGCCUCAGGGAGUGCGUUACAUUUACACCAUUGACGGAUCCAGAAAGAUCGGAAGCAUGGAUGAACUGGAGGAAGGGGAAAGCUAUGUCUGUUCCUCAGACAACUUCUUUAAAAAAGUCGAGUAUACCAAGAAUGUCAACCCCAACUGGUCCGUCAACGUAAAGACAUCUGCCAAUAUGAAAGCCCCCCAGUCCCUGGCUAGCAGCAACAGUGCCCAGGCCAGAGAGAAUAAGGACUUUGUGCGCCCCAAGCUGGUGACCAUCAUCCGCAGUGGGGUGAAACCUCGGAAGGCAGUGCGUGUGCUUCUGAAUAAGAAGACAGCCCACUCAUUUGAGCAAGUUCUUACUGAUAUCACUGAAGCCAUCAAACUGGAGACCGGUGUUGUCAAAAAACUCUAUACUCUCGAUGGAAAACAGGUAACCUGUCUCCAUGACUUUUUUGGUGAUGAUGAUGUGUUCAUUGCCUGUGGUCCUGAAAAAUUUCGCUAUGCUCAGGAUGAUUUUUCCCUGGAUGAAAAUGAAUGCCGGGUCAUGAAGGGAAACCCCUCAGCCUCUGGCCCAAAGGCAUCCCCAACACCUCAGAAGAGUUCAGCCAAGAGCCCUGGCCCUAUGCGCCGAAGCAAGUCUCCAGCUGACUCAGGUAACGACCAAGACGCUAAUGGAACCUCCAGCAGCCAGCUCUCUACCCCGAAGUCUAAGCAGUCUCCCAUCUCUACGCCUACCAGUCCUGGCAGCCUCCGGAAGCACAAGGUAGACCUGUAUCUGCCUCUGUCCUUGGAUGACUCCGACUCACUUGGAGAUUCCAUGUAAAGGAGAAGAGAGUGUUCAGAGUCCAGAGUACAAAUCCAAGCUUACCAUUAAAGUAGAGUACUUCUGCUCAGUGUCCAACAGGGCUAUUGGUGCUUUGAAAUUUUUCUUUUAUUGUUGUUGUUAUUUUGACAAACACUUGUAAUAUGUUGGGUUUAUUUUCCCGUGAUUUCUCCUCCGGGCCACUGAUCCACAGUUACCAAUUCUGAGAGAUAGAUUGAUAACCAUCCUUUGGUUAUCCAUCCAGGGAUACAAAAUGUGCUGGUCCAUGACCUUUAUAUGGAAUGCUUAGGCGCCUGCAUUAUUUUGGCCCCGUCUCACUUUGCUCAUACACUACAGUCUUCCUUCUGUAGAGUGCUGUUUACACACACAGCACUCAAAAUGUUUUAAACUUUUGGGACAAAAGCUCAUUGGAAGACCCAAGAAUGACCAACACAAGUGCCCCUGUCUCUUGAUCCCAAGGAUGCUGGAGGAUCCUGGGAGGACAGCAAGGCAGCUCCUCAGCCUUGCUUUCCCCUCCUGAUUGAGCUCUGGUUUGUGGUCCAGCGCCAAUUCCAGUUGUCAAAGGGGAGAAACACCAGCAACUCGUAAUUGUGACACCAGAUGCUUAGGACUCCGGUGCAGGGCUAGCUAAAAUAAACUAGGCAGAAUUGGGAAUUACAGAAGACAUUUCAGUAGAGUUUAUAACGCACAGAUUCCUGAUCAACCUCUCCACAGGGGCAAUUUGGAAUCAAGAAGCAAUUGAUAAGAGUUUGGGGCAAGGGACUUUGUACACCCGAUUUCUCUAGGAGGCUAACAUACCAAGCCGUUACGUGAAUUGUAUGGUAUCCAUCUAUCUCUGUUCUAUUGAAUGCCUUGUAAACAGCCAACACUGAAAACACUGUGAGAAUUUGUUUUCAGGUAUGACACCUUUCGGUCACUUUUUCUAGCAAGAAACCAAUAUCCUUUUUAUAAAAACUCAUGUCUGUAUUUCAGGAGCAAACUCUUCAGGCUCCUUUUUUAUAAACUGGUGAUUUUUCUUUUGUCUAAAAAACACAUGCAGAAAAUUUACCAAAAAAAAAAAAAAAAUUGCAGAAGACUAGAGUAGUUUAGAAAACACGCUGUCACUGCCAAACAGAAACCUCCGGGAGGAAACAAAAUGAAUAGCAGAGGCCAAUUCAAUAGAAUCAGUUUUUGAUAGCUUUUUAACAGUUACACUUACAUUACUAAUUUCCAGGUGGACCAGACAUUCUAAUUAUAUUUUAAAGGAAAUUUUAUGGCAUAUUUUAAGCAACUCUUUUUUAUCUACAAUCCUGAUAUUUCAUACUGAAGACACGGAAACCUUUCACUUGUUUUUAACAUUCGAAAGGAUUUCUCUUUACUAAGGACUGAUCAUUUGGAAUAGUUCUCAGUCUUUGAGGUACAGAUUCAUAACACUGCUUUUUGUCUGUAAUCAUAGCCCACGAUGGCAAAGACAACUGAAUUGAAGUGAAAGCCACGCAUGCCAAUUUUGUGUUUGCUUCUAGCAGAUCUGAAAAUGUCUUUCUUUCCUUGUAAUUGUUCAGAUAUUUUGAAAGGGGCAGCAUUCAGAGCCAACCAGCUGUUUGGCUACUGAAUGACUUGCCAUUAUUCCUCCGCUCGGAAUGGAAUGAGCUUGCUCUGUGUGUGUAGGUGUGUGUAUUUGCAGUUGCUUCAUAAUCAGAAAAUACUACAGGGUAUCCUGACAUGGAUUGGUGGCAGCUUGAGGGUAUUGCUGAUGUGUGCUGUGUAGGGGGGAACCCCAGCGGUGAAAGGGGUGGCUCAGAUGCCCCAAGACAAGUCUAAGAUGUCUUUAUCUGCCAGAAACAGUUUGGGUUCAGGAGAAGUGAGAUGAUGGUGGGUAGCCCUGGUUUCCGGUUAAAUUGGUCAUUGAAGAACCCUAGAUUAUGAGAAUCUCUUUAUAUGUUGACUCAUUCAAAACUAUUAAGAAGCCCAUUUUACUCAGCCCCUAUUUCUUUCUGGAAGCUCAGGGUUUUCAUAGUGCCUCCCAGAACACUUCGUCGUUUAUAGGGAAAAGGUGGUACAUGGGAUUAGGGGGUGGGAAUAGAGAACAGUGAGAAACCUGUUUUUAAACUUCAGUCCAGAUCCCCAAAGACUCUACCCAUGAACUCUUCUCUAGAUCUGUUGUAGUCCAAUACCUUCAUCUUAAAAUGAGGAACCAAAGGCUGGUAAAAGUGCAGCCAGAGGAAGAAUCUGGAUUUCCUCAUGCCCAGCCCCUAUGUUAGCUUCCUGAGCAUUUCCUUGAGUGUGGCAUAUAUACUACUAGAAAACACCAAAUAGGCAUUUUUUUUUGAUAAUGAACUUUGAGCCAACAAUCUUCUAUAACAAUAGUACACUUUCUGUAUUUCUUGUAAUCAAUUAUAAGAAAAGGUUUCUGUAUAGCCACUUCAGGGGGGAUUGGCAUGGUUCAAAAUUCAAGGCUCCAAUUAUUUUAUUUUACAUUGUCCCGUUUCUAAGGCAAAAAAAAAUAUUUUGUGUGUAACUGAGCUCCUUCACCCUGUCAUUCAUUUCUAAUUUUACCCAAUCCAGUUUUACAACUCAAGUCCCAUUGUGUUAACUUCUGCACAGUCUGCAAACAUGAAGUCAGCAAGCAUUUGCCACCAUUCUUUACACUUUUCUCUUCCUCUUAAACACACACAGAUAGACACACACACACAUACACACAAUCUUUUGCUUGUUCCUACCUCCUGAUUUUUCUUCCCUACACAAAUAGAUAUAGGGACAAAGAAGGGGAAAAAUGUAUAUAUGGGGGCUGGGCUGAACAAUUAACUUCAUAAGUAGUGUUAACUAGGGGUAACGAGAGAAAAGCUCUUUUCUCUUCACCGUUUUGGAAAGGAUAGCCAUUAGCAUGACUGCUUUGUGUCCUUAUGGACUUUAGUGUUAGCCUAGAUUGAAUCAUAGAGUUUUCUAGCUGGAAGGAACCUUAAGAUCACAUCAUCUACUCCAAAUUCCUCAUGUUUCAGGCCAGGAAACAGAGACACAGAGGUAAAGUAAUUUCCCUGAGGUCACACAGCUGGCUGGGGGCAGGGCUGGGAUUAAAACCCACAUCUCCUGGCUCUUAUUCUGGGACCUUCUCCCCCUAAACAAUAUUGCCUUCCACUAGGCUCCCGAGAUUUCUUUCCCAGCGUCAUGUUGCAUCUUGGAGCCAUAUGCCUUUGCCCUGAUCUCAGUGGGAAAUAAACCCAGCAACCUAACACGGGCCUUUCUCCCUGCACUCAUAUGGUUCCCAUCCACGUGGGUUGCAGAUGUCCCUGAAGAGAGGAAGGCGUUGAGGGCCAAUAGGAACAAUGGGGUCCCUAGCCCUGUCUAUGUAACUCAGGGGAACACGCCCCAUCUUGGGGAGCCCUUUGAAUAGACCCCUGAGCUCCUGCCCUGUCCAGAUGGAAUGGAAGAAGCUAGUGGUUGGUCUUCCCAGGCUGAGGGAAAUGUUUCUUCUUUCUAGAGCAGGGAAAAGAAUAAAACAAGAGUAGAACAAUAGCUUUGUUCAUCCUGACUUUCUGAGAUGGCUUUUCAGCCUUAAAAAAAAAAAAAAAAAAAAAAAAGAAUAUGGCCACCGUUCAUUGGCAAUCAUUUCUUUUAAAAUAUGGGAACAAGACAAGCUGGAGAAAAUGACCUGGUCUUCCUGUGGUUGCCCUCAUCCACAAUGUCCCCAAAGUCAUCCUACCCUGAUGAAGACAAUUUCCAGGUAUAAGCAAGGGGCUUUGUGACUAAAAUGUACCCUGGCUGCUGUUAAACAUUGGUUCUUUGUGCUUGCACCAAAAUAGCAAGCUGUGUGCUCUACGCACCAUACUCAUCUUCUUGUGUACACGGCUCCUGUGGCCUUCCACAAAGAAACCAGAGCAACAAGGUCUGAACACGCAGUUUUCCUUGCAACAAGGCUCUUCCUGGGAACUAAAGGUUAUUCAUAAAUUCAGUUCUAAGAGACUUCCUUCUGGACUUAACCUACUCUUCAGGUCCUCCUCUCUUCUUCCUGCCUCUCCUCUCCAAUCAGAAGUGACCAAGGAAACUUAAAGUGGAUGUGACGCUAUCUGAAGAAGGCAAGAAGGGGUUCUAAGUCUUAGAUUCUUUUUAGAAUCUUAGCCCAAAUCUUAGUGCUUGCCUCAGACAAAUUAUAUCUGUGUUCCUAGUCCCUCUCCCCAAUUUGAUUCAAAUGGCUCUUAUUUUUUAGGAAAAAAACAUCCCUGGGACAGGAGAACAGUCUUGUCCAUGUCCCUCAAAUGUGCUCCAGUACACUAGUGGGAAUGUUCCCAAAGAUCACCCCAUCUCAGAAACAUCUGCACCAAGACAAAAGCACUGGGACAGUAUGGUUUGAAUGACCUACUUCAUGGUGGUCCAGUUGGCUAUGGAAAUUAAAGGCUUUGGAUUUUUCUUUUCUUUCUUUCAUUUAAUAUUUUAUUAAAUCAUAACUAUAUACAUUUAUGGAGUACAAUGUGAUGAUUUGAUAUACAAUGUGGAAUACUUAAACUGAUUAACAUACCCAUCACCUUAUUUAUUUUUUGUGGUAAGACAUUUAUAAUUUUAGUCUUAGUUAUUUUGAAAUGUAUCCUUGCAUUGUGCAUAUUAGGCGGUUGGAACUUGCCCUUGACCACAUCAGGCCAUUCAGAUCCAUGACCAGGCCACUCAUAUAUUGCUGCCACUACAUCAAGGGAUUUGGCUUUUAGGUUCGGAUUGUUUUCCCAAGUAACCCAUCAGUUCUUUGGAGCUCAUCUGGGGUGGGGGAGGGACUGGAGUCCUAUGUUUGGGGAUGUGGAACCCAGAGAGGGAAAAGGCUCAGGGGUGGCCCAGCCAUUGAUAAUAAGUCAGGAGUGAUCUGGGACCUCUUUAGUAGCAAUGAAGCCUUGCAAAUGAUAAGCUUCAUGAGUAUGGAAUUUAGAAUCUGUCACACAUCAGCCUCUGCCUAAGAAGAGGACCUCAUAUGUAGCCCCAUCCACCAUUCAGUGAGUCUAUGCAGGUUUUCCUCUUCCUCACAGGCGUGGCCACUUAGAGCAAGGAUAGUGCACUGAUUCCCCAUGCCUACCUUUUGGUUAAAGAGGUAUCUCCAGGUUUUUUGGCUGUUGAUGGCCCAGACCCAGUCUAGUACUGUUGACACUCAGUGGAUUGCCCUUAGUCAGCCCCUAAAUGCUAUGAUUAUGGGCCAAGGCAACACAGGCCGUUUACUAAAAAUAAAUUCCCAAUUUUAUUCUUCCUCUGGCUAAUAGAUUUCACUUCUCUAGGAGAUAAAAGGCCAGAAGUUCUUGUUUCACAGCAGCUAAAACACAUGUGCAGGGAGGAAAAUGCGUGUCUAAACCUACAGAACAAUGACUCCAGCGCGUGACCUCCUUUGGGCUGGGACUAGUAGCAGUUUUCCUAGCUCCAUCUAUGUUCUCUUCUUAAGACUGGAAAAGUCCCUCUUCAUCAGCCUUUCUGUAUACCUGGGUCAAGAAUAUUGUGCCCCGAUCCCUUCAGGAAAAGGUGCCUUCCUUCUCUGUAUCCCAAACCCUGGUUCCCUGAACUUGCUUCUAUCCCCAAAGGUCUAGUGUGGUCUUUACCCCCAGCCUCUUGGUGUUGCUUCCUGUUUGUUUUCUCAUUAAGGAUCUAUGCAGCCCUCCCACUUUGGCCUAGCUAGCUGGACCCUGGUUACCAUUUGACAAGACUAACUUUUUAAUCCCUUAGCUUGUUGGCUUCAGCAUCUUCUGAAAUCAGAAACAAUUUUUUCUUACCUUGGAUGCCUGAGCCUAGGGCCGUAUAGAGUUCCCAUUGGGAGUUGAGGCAUCUCCCUGCUCCUGAUUAGAAAGGCAGCUUAGUUGGGAGUGUUCAGGUGGCACAACAGAAGUCACCUUGUGGAAACUAAGGGAAAGAUUUGAAGCACUCGGAAUUUCUCAUUUCUGGGCUAAUGACCUGAGGGAAUCAAUGGCUUGUGGUCACUCUACCUCCUGUGUAUCUCUUUUUCUCUCUCCCUAGUUUCCUAGGUUUUCAGUUUAUAUUCUAUGUCAUCACUCUGUCUUUCCACUGUGCAAACAUCUAUCCUUUUCCCUGUGUAAUUCUCUCUCUUUCUCUUUUUUUUUCUGCCUCCUGUCUAGGUGUUGGGCAUAUGCCUCUUCUUAGCCUGUGAUUUGCCUUAGCAUCAAUGAGAAGUCAUUUCCCAAUUUAAUCAGACCUGGUCCUACUCUAGUCCAGUCAGAAGUGUGUUGGGGGGACUCAACCUGAUCCUGGCCCUUUCUUCUCCACUUUCAGUCUUAAUCCCCCUCAGCAGAUCCUCACAAGUGGUUUCCUUACAGCUCAUGUAUCAUUAGGUCUUUGCCUUCCAAGCACUGUACAGAAUAUGUUGUGGUUCCUUUUUAGUCUGCCAUUUGGUGGAGUGGUGAGGCAUACUCCGAGAAAUAAUCAGCUGAACAGAAAAAUCCAUUCAUGGAUUCAUAUCAGCUAAAUACCGUUGGUUUUGCUUAAUUUGCUCAUAGUUUUAAAAGCUGCAAUAUAAUAUAAUGAGAGACCACAGGUCAUUUCUUUUGUCAUUUUGUUUGUCUGAGUGGGGAGGGGGCAGUAAUUGUAUAAAGUUUUACCAUUACACAUUCAACUCUCUGUAAUGACCUUGUUUGGGGCUUGCUAACUAUUGAGUGGUUUUAGCUAAACUGGUAGGCAGUUGGGAUUGAUUUAAAUUAAUAGGGCGUUUUACAAAUCCAUACUAGAAAAACAAACAUUCACUUAAUUGAAAUGUAUUUUUCGUUCUAUUGCUAGAUUCACCUAAACAUUUACUUUUGACACCAACUGUUCGUGAUCCUAAGAGUAUUUAGUGGGCUGAAAAAAGCCAUCUUGUAGGUGCUAAUUCAUUCAACAGAGUGCACAGCCCUUGGGAAUAUCACUGCUUGGCAAUACCAUAUGCAAUGCCAUAAUUUCCAAUGACUUUCCUUUUUAAGUUCUUUUAUAGGGGUUUGAGCAAGUAAGAUUAUGCCAAAAUGUCUCCAGUAUAUGGUCCUGUAAUAUAUUGCAGCUUGAAGCCAAUGAUCCCUUAUGACUUGUACACAACUAAUGCAUGUUUUGAUUGAAUUUUGCAUUUCCCAUGUGUGGUAAGUUCUUUAAAACAUUUUGGGUCACUUUUUUGUGCCAUUAAACUUGUACAGAAAAUGCUUUUAUGGCCAUUUUCAAAGGGAGAAAGUUUAAAAUGGAAACAGCCCACCCUUUCUGCCCUAUAGCUGUAGUUAGACUUGAGUAACUGUAGCAAAACAGCUGUUAAUUGGUGGUUGUAGUAUUAGAGGCGUUAGCUUGCUAGUGACUAGCUUUGGAGAGUAAAUGCAUGGUAUUGUACAUCACAUUUCUUAAAUAACUCAUUUUAACCUCUGAAAAGAAUAUAUUCUUCUUUGUGGUUCCUCUUCCCACCCCACCUUGCCCUCUCCCUCUCCCUGCUCCCAGGUGUCUUAUACUUGUAAAUAACUGAUUUGAGGGCCAAUAAUUCUUGCCAAGUAAAGUCAGCAAAGAACAAACAAACCAAAAAGUGGGAAAAGGGCAUUUCUCAAGAGUCUCUCCAUAGUUAUUGACAGGCUCGGUGCCUGUGGCUCAAGCAGCUAAGGCGCCAGCCACAUACACCUGAGCUGGCAGGUUUGAAUCCAGCCCGGGCCCACCAAGCAACAAUGACGGCUGCAAUAAAAACAAACAAACAAACAAACAAAACAUAGCCGGGUGUUGUGGCGGGCGCCUGUAGUCCCAGCUCCUUGGGAGGCUGAGGCAGGAGAACCGCUUGAGCCCAGGAGUUGGAGGUUGCUGUGAGCUGUGAUGUCACAGCACUCUAUACCCAGGGCCACAGCUUGGGCUCUGUCUCAAAAAAAAAAAAAUAGUGACCAUUUCUCAAGAAACGGCAUUGUGAUCAAAGACUCAACUCCUCUUCUUAUAAAAAUCAGUGGCAAAUGGGAAAUAUCUUUGGCCAUUUGAUUACAUUAUAGAAUUGAAUCAUUCUCACACUCAUAUAUGACCCAAAGAAAGUAGACAAUAGUGUCCCUUAUUCCUGCAGUGGUUUUGAGGUAUGUAGAGACUUCAGAAGGCUCUGCUUAACCAAUGGCCAAUAAUUUUUUGAAGAAGAAGAAAACAGAGGAAUGCAACAGAUAUGUAGGGAGUUUAGUCACCCUUUUAGAAUAGUCAUAGCCAGAAAAAACAAGGACAUGCAUUUAUUUGCAUUGCUGUCAGCAACCCAGGCAAUGCCUAGCCCACUCUUAGACUGUGAUUCAAAAGCAGUAUUGCAAGAAGGCAUCCUCCUUUUUGGUUUGUGGUUCCCACCUAGACUGGUAGGUUUGGUGAGGCCCAUGUAAACCAGCUGGAGCAGACCCUUUUCAUCUCCCUCCCCCUUCUGCCACAAUUCAAUGAGGGCUUUCUUGGGUCAGAGGACUUCAAGGUCAUCUAGAGAAGUUCCCUGUGUGUAUAAGGCGUUGUGAACUGUGAAUGCUACGUAUUCUCAGCAUUCAAUACUGGGCAGCCAAAGAGCUGCUCUUGCAAUCAUUUUGGCUCUCAAGCUCUGUUCUUCAUUGCAUUCUCAUUUCCGUGUACAUUUGCAAGAUGUGUGUAAUGUCAUUUUCCAAAAUAAAAUUUGAUUUCAAUA
Molecule: messenger RNA, 9945 nt
Organism: Nycticebus coucang (slow loris)
Lineage: Eukaryota; Metazoa; Chordata; Mammalia; Primates; Lorisidae
Gene: DCX
Product: doublecortin
Exons: 7
Coding region: 270-1367 (365 amino acids)
Biological process (GO): axoneme assembly; neuron migration; intracellular signal transduction
Cellular component (GO): axoneme; neuron projection
Molecular function (GO): microtubule binding
Source: RefSeq, a predicted model, not a curated record